This is a messenger RNA of Lycium ferocissimum, 609 nucleotides long. RefSeq lists its product as uncharacterized. NCBI's taxonomy places the organism in Eukaryota, Viridiplantae, Streptophyta, Magnoliopsida, Solanales, Solanaceae. The transcript has a single exon. Bases 1 to 609 code for a protein of 202 amino acids. The record is from RefSeq and is a predicted model, not a curated record.
AUGAGGAAAAGAAUGAAUCAUGUGAGUAGUGUUUGUAAGAGAUGUGGUUUAGAAAAAGACACCGUAGAACACAUGCUUUCUCAGAGUCAUGAUUCUCAAAUAAUUUGGAAAAUGAACCCUAUAAUUUGGAAUGAUCUCGAUAAUAUUUCUGGCUUCUCUUUAUGGUGGAAUGAUAAAAUUAAUAUGGCAAAAACGUGUUCUAGUUCUGCUGGUGUUCUAAAUUUGACAGUAAUGAUAAUGUGGCAUAUAUGGAAGUCUAGAAAUGCAUGGUGUUUUAAUAAUGAAUUAACUGAUCCCUCAGACAUUGUGGCAAAAGAUUUAUUUGAGUAUAAUAAGUAUCUUGAAAUAAUUCUUGCCGAGUCCUCAACUGGUAAUGUACGGGAGAAUAAUGAAUAUCAAGGCACAGUUCCCCAAGAGGGAAUAUGUUUCUUUUUUGAUGCAGGGUUACAGGUUGAAUCAAAGAAAGCGAGCGUUGGUUUGGUUGCUAUAGUUAGCAAGGGUGUUUUGCUUCAUGCCUAUGGAUCCCCGAUUCAGUGCGUUGGGAAGUCUAUGAUUGCUGAAGCUUUUGCAAUUAGUAAAGCUGUGGAAACAGCGAUACUAAAUGGAUGA